AUGAGCAAUGUCAAAAACCUGACAGCCCCCUCCUCAGCCCCCUCCUCAGCCCACUCCGUCAGCCCACUCCCCAGCCCCCUCCUCAGCCCCCUCCCCAGCCCCCUCCUCAGCCCACUCCCCAGUCCCCUCUUCAGCCCAUUCCCCAGCCCACUCCUCAGCCCCUUCCUCAGCCCACCCCCCUCAGCCCCCUCCUCAGCCCACUUCUCAGCCCACUCCCCAGCCCACUCCCCAGUCCCCUCUUCAGCCCACUCCUCAGCCCACAUCCCAGCCCCCUCUCCCCAGCCCCUCUCUCAGCCCCCUCCUCAGCCCACAUCCUCAGCCCACUCCCCAGCCCCCUCCUCAGCCCACUCCCCAGCCCACUCCUCAGCCCACUCCUCAGCCCACUUCCCAGCCCCCUCCUCAGCCCACUAUCCAGUCCCCUCUUCAGCCCACUCCCCAGUCCCCUCUUCAGCCCACUCCCCAGUCCCCUCUUCAGCCCACACCCCAGCCCCUCCUCAGCCCACUCCCCAGCCCACUCCCCAGUCCCCUCUUCAGCCCACUCCCCAGUCCCCUCUUCAGCCCACUCCCCAGCCCACACCCCAGCCCCCUCCUCAGCCCACUCCCCAGCCCACUCCCCAGUCCCCUCUUCAGCCCACUCCCCAGUCCCCUCUUCAGCCCACUCCCCAGCCCACUCCCCAGCCCCCUCCUCAGCCCACUAUCCAGUCCCCUUCAGCCCACUCCCCAGCCCCCUCCUCAGCCCACUCUCCAGUCCCCUCUUCAGCCCACUCCCCAGCCCCCUCUUCAGCCCACUCCCCAGCCCCCUCCUCAGCCCCUCCUCAGCCCACUCCCCACCCCCUCCUCAGCCCACUCCGCAGUCCCCUCUUCAGCCCACUUCUCAGCCCACUCCCCAGCCCACUCCCCAGCCCCUCCUCAGCCCACUCCCCAGUCCCCUUUUCAGCCCACUCCCCAGUCCCCUCUUCAGCCCACUCCUCAGCCCACUUCCCAGCCCCCUCCUCAGCCCACUAUCCAGUCCCCUCUUCAGCCCACUCCCCAGCCCCCUCUUCAGCCCACUCCCCAGCCCCCUCCUCAGCCCCCUCCUCAGCCCACUCCCCAGUCCCCUCCUCAGCCCACUCCCCAGCCCCCCUCAGCCCACUCCCCAGCCCCCUCUUCAGCCCCUCCUUAGCCCACUCUCCAGCCCCCUCCUCAGCCCACUCCGCAGUCCCCUCUUCAGCCCACUUCUCAGCCCACUCCCCAGCCCACUCCCCAGCCCCCUCCUCAGCCCACUCCCCAGUCCCCUUUUCAGCCCACUCCCCAGUCCCCUCUUCAGCCCACUCCUCAGCCCACUUCCCAGCCCCUCCUCAGCCCACUAUCCAGUCCCCUCUUCAGCCCACUCCCCAGUCCCCUCUUCAGCCCACACCCCAGCCCCCUCCUCAGCCCACUCCCCAGCCCACUCCCCAGUCCCCUCUUCAGCCCACUCCCCACCCACUCCCCAGCCCCCUCUUCAGCCCCCUCCUCAGCCCACUCCCCAGCCCCCUCCUCAGCCCCCUCCUCAGCCGCCACAUCCCCUGUGAGCCCUCCUCAGCCCACUCCCCAGUCCCCUCCUCAGCCCACUCCCCAGCCCCCCUCAGCCCACUCCCCAGCCCCCUCUUCAGCCCCCUCCUUAGCCCACUCCUCAGCCCACUCCGCAGUCCCCUCUUCAGCCCACUCCCCAGUCCCCUCCUCAGCCCACUCCCCAGCCCCUCCUCAGCCCAUUCCCCAGUCCCCUCCUCAGCCCACUCCCCAGUCCCCUCCUCAGCCCACUCCCCAGCCCUCUCCUCAGCACACUACCCAGCCCCCUCCUCAGCCCACUCCCCAGUCCCCUCCUCAGCCCACUCCCCAGUCCCCUCCUCAGCCCACUCCCCAGCCCUCUCCUCAGCCCACUCCCCAGUCCCCUCCCCAGUCCCCUCCCCAGCCCUCUCCUCAGCCCACUCCCCAGUCCCCUCCCCAGUCCCCUCCCCAGCCUUCUCCUCAGCCCACUCCCCAGUCCCCUCCCCAGCCCACUCCUCAGCCCACUCUCCAGUCCCCUCCUCAGCUCACUCCUCAGCCCACUCCUCAGCCCCCUCUCUAGCCCCCUCCCCAGCCCUCUCCUCAGCCCACUCCCCAGCCCCCUCUUCAGCCCACUCCCCAGCCUCCCCCAAGCCUCUGUCGGGCGACGCUGGCCCCUGA
Messenger RNA from Oncorhynchus gorbuscha (pink salmon), 2184 nucleotides. Its product is annotated as extensin-like. The transcript is spliced from 5 exons. Bases 1 to 2184 code for a protein of 727 amino acids. NCBI's taxonomy places the organism in Eukaryota, Metazoa, Chordata, Actinopteri, Salmoniformes, Salmonidae. The record is from RefSeq and is a predicted model, not a curated record.